AUGACAAGAGAUAGGGAAAAUUUUAUUAAUUGCCGGAGGCUGCACAGGGCAAAUAUGAUUUUUGCUACAAUAAGCAAUGAUUAUAAUUAUAUAUGUAUUAUUACAUUUUAUGAAAAUGAUUAUAAUUUAGAAUUGUUUAGUGCUAAUAAUGAAAUGCAGAAAAUAUUCAGAAAAACAAUUCCAGAUAAAAUUAAUAAAGUCUAUAUAAAUUAUAAUAACACAUAUAUUUGUGUAACUAGUGAAAAUGGUAGCAUUUACAUUCUUGAUAUGAAAGGCAUUUUUGUUCACCAAAAUGAGAGUUUACAUUGCUUGGUCAGGCAAAAAAAAAGAAAAGUGAAAAAAAAAAUUAGCCAUUUGAAAAAUGGUAAGGAAAUAAAAACAAAAUAUAAACAAACAUUAAAGAGUUGUUCCAAAAUAAUACCAAAAGAAAACGUAAGCACACAUUGUUAUGAUGGAAAAGAAGACCAUUUUAAGGGAGAGAACAUCAUCUAUAAUAGAAGAAAAAGACUCAGAAGUGAUAAUAAAACAAGAAGUAAUAACACACGAAUGUCCUUCUUAAAUAAUAAGAAUAAAAUACAUAAUAGAAAAUUGUCCUAUCCUAAAAAUAUUCUGACCCGUACAUGUAAAAAUACACAAGCGAAAUAUAAGGUAAACACGUCUACAAAUGUUAAUGUUGUAAAAAGAGACGACAAAAAAAGCAUUAUAAAAAACGUCAAUGAUCUAAGAAGAAACAUAGGAACGAGUAAAAAUAAAUCAUUUAGAAAUGAUAAGAAAUACUAUGAAAAGAAUUUUAAAAAGAUACCUUUAACUAAGCAAAAAAAUCUUCACAAAGGACAUUUGCAUGAUGUCACUAUGGAAGAGGGUAACGUUAAACAUAUCCUAAAUCAACGUGUUAGCGUAAAUUCUAAAAUUAAUUCUAAUAUUUUGAAAAAUUCUGAACAGUCAUGCAAAAGUGGUUUAUACAACAUUUUCGUAACUCCAGCGUAUGCAAAGGAGAAGCUCAGGGGAGGAGUGGAACACCAGGAAGAGGAAGACGAAGAAGGAGAUGUAAAAAUAGAAGUUGUUAACGUAGAGGCUAACAACAUAGAAGAUGCAGAAGAAAGGAAGGAACCAAAACAAACGCACAAUGUGGAGUACGAGAAACUCUGUCUAGAAAUAGUAGAUAUAUAUUGGGUCAGCAUCGAAAGAGAGAGUAAAAAGAAGUUUAUUGAAAACAACAGUUAUAUUUACAAUUACAAUUUUCAUGAUAAUUUACAUAUUAUAUAUAGUUUAGAUGUAGGGUUCAAUAUUAUAUGUUCUGUUAAUUUGAAAAUAAUAAUAUACAAAUAUAAUAUAUUAGAGCACUUAUAUCGUAACAUUAAUUCCUAUGUAGAGUUAAGGAAUAAUAUUGUCUAUACAUUUAAGGAAGAAUUUUUAAAAAAGUGUAAGGAGCAGAAAAAAUACCAUUGUCUUUACCUUCUCAAGUUAAUAAAAUCAAAUUAUAAUAAAAACAAAAUUAAUAAACUAAAUACAUCAUUUAACAGAUUUGUAAGGAGAAAAAAUGUUCACAGUGUAAAUGCUUACCACAACAUAUAUAAUUUAUCCCCAUUCUUUUUUAACAUAAAAGAAGAUAUCAUUAGGAAAAUUUUUAACGAUAUAAUUAUUGAUAUAAAACAAUCCUAUGUAUCGAACGACCAGCACUACAUUUUGAUAAAUUACUACAUUAAUGUUAAGAGCAAGUAUGUGAAGUUUUCCAGUCUAGACAUAAAGGUAGGCAAAAAACGCAAAAAGGUAGGCGGACAAAUUGGGGGAAAAAUAGGACACCAGAUAAAAGACCAAGCAGGUAAAAAAUUAGGCAGUCAAAUGGGUAAAAAAUUAGGCAGUCAAAUGGGUAAAAAAUUAGGCAGUCAAAUGGGUAAAAAAUUAGGCAGUCAAAUAGGAAACAAAUUAUGUAGCCAAAUGGGAAACAAAUUAGGUAGCCAAAUGGGCAGCAAAUUAGGUAGCAAAACGGGCAUCAAAUUAGGUAGCAAAAUGGGCAUCAAAUUAGGUAGCAAAACGGGCAUCAAAUUAGGUAGCAAAAUGGGCAGACAAAUGGGUGAUCAAACGGACAGCCAACUAGGAAAUCGAGUAUGCAGAAAUCCUUGUCUAAAAAAAGGUAUAACAGAUAAGUCGAAAAAAAAACUAAACCUUAUAAAAAUGUGUAAAAACAGAGAACAAAUUAACAAGUUCCCACCGGAAAAAUACAGACUAUGCUUGUUAGGAAUACAAAAAAUAAGUCAUAUAGAUAAGGAAAGUAGAUCGAUAGAAAAGAUUGUACUAUAUUUGCUUUACUCUUUUAACAUCCUUCAGAAUAUUUUCCAUAUAUAUGAACAAAUGUCAUCUAUAUAUUCCAAAUUUGAAGAGUACAAAAAAUUAUACAAAAUUUAUGAGAACAUAUUACAAUUAAAUGAAAAGGUUAAAAAGUUUUAUUACAAAGAUAGAACAAUAAUAUACUUUUCAAAAUAUAUAAAAAACAGAAAAGAAAAUUUUGAUGAAAAUUUAUAUAAUUUAUUUUUUAAAGAAAAUGAAAAACAAGAUUUUGCUCACUUUUUCGACGUAAUGAUUAAAAUGAUAAGUGAUAAUACUGUAUGUUGUUCCUGUUCUAAAAAGAAAUUUUUUAGUCAAAAUGUAGACAUUGUUAAAGGUAAAGAGGUUAGAGAAGAGCAACAACCUAGUGAUAACCAUCAAUCGUAUAAGAUAAAAGAAAGCCAAGUAAUAUUAAACGAUCACAAUGAGGUUAAUAAUUUUAGAACAAGAAAUGUACGUUCUCAGACUAUAUGCAAGAAUGAAGAUCAGAUAGACGAAAAUAAAAAAAGGGAUGAAAUGAAUAGUUAUAUUGGUGGUAAUGGCAGUCUACACUAUGGUGUUAGCAGGAGCUGCGGUAGGAGCGUAAUGCCAUCGACCAUCAACAGUGGGGGUACCAAGAGAGGUUGCACGAAGAACAGUUGCACUCAUAACAAUCGAGAUAUAAAGAACCGAGUUAUCAGCGACUGUAGCAGAAACUACAAACUACUGUCUCGUAAUUUGAAGAAGGAAGAAAAGUUUUCUAAUGUUAAGAAGCAGAUUAGAAAAGUGACCUGUGUGCAAAGGGGGGAUGGACGUCAAACAUUUAAUAGCUCGAAAAUGAAUAAGCCUUGGGAUAAGGCAGUUAUCAAUGCCGAGGUUGUAGUAGCUAGAGGAAAGGAAGGAUACAUAAAAUAUAGGGACAAAAUGUGUACAAUUUAUAAUAGGGGUAAAAAUGAGAAAGAUUACUUCCUGAAAAAUGAAAAAAAAAAAAAUAUAUGUAAUCCGAAAACAUGCACUGUUCAGGCAAAAAUGGUGAAGGGGAAAUCAGAAAGAAGCUGCUUAAGAGGAAAUUACGAAAUGGCCGUUAAAAUGGGAAAGGGAAAGGGAAAGGGAAAGAUAAAGGAAAGGCAAAAUGAAAACGAAAAACAAAAGCAAAAGCAAAGUGGAGUGGGAAAGAAUUUGUUCAGAAGCGUUCCUGGGGACGAUGCACAUGAUACAGAACUCAACUAUAGCAGUACCUACACGUGUGAAAGCAGAGAUAACGAUAUGAACAGUUUAUAUCCAGAUGCUAUUGAUGAAGAGAAGAGCGAGGAGGAAUAUUCAUCGGGUGAUUUAUCAGAAGAACAUAACUUGUUCAUAUCAGAAAGUGAACUGGAAGAAUAUUUUAUGAAUAGUCGAAAAUUUUUUAUAAAGAAUGGUGAGAACAUAUGUGAGAAUUGUAAGAAUUUAUUAUUAAGGAAAAAUUCAAUAGACAGUUUUGAAAAUUUUGAAUUAAAUUAUGAAAUUCCAAAAAAAAAUAUAAAAAUAAGUGAAGAAGAUAUAUAUAUGUCGUUAAUUAAAGAUAUAUAUAUAAUGUGUAGUGAAAAAAAAUGUCCAAUAAAUAUUUUAUUAUUACUUCAAGAAUUUAGCGAUAAAGAAAUGGAAAUUUGUAUGGGGAAAUUUCAAUUAAUUUUACAAUUUUUUGAAAAAAAUUUUUUGGAAAAUAUAAAUGAACAUUUAAAUAAUCUUUAUAAAGUAAUUAAUAUAUGUAAAACCUUGAGUAACAAUAUUCCUGUUAUUUUAAAAAAAUAUUGCAGUGAUCAAAUUUUAAAAAUUCAUAGUCUUAUAACUUAUUUAUUAAAAUUAUUUCAGUCCUUUUAUAAUCUACAGACACAUUUAAAUAUAUUUCAUUUCUUAAUGAAAUUAUUAUUAUUUAUUUCUAAAAAUAUAUAUUUUGAAAAUUUUCCUCAUUAUAAGGAAAGUUUUUCCACUUAUACUAAUAUCGAAUUGUUAAAAAAUUAUAAUAUUGUAAAAAGGUAUAAAAUUAAUUUCAAUUAUUUUGAUGAAUAUUUACAUUAUAAACAUGUGAAAUCGCACAUAUUUUAUAUCACAUUAAAUAAAAUGAAAAUUAAUGUAAUACAGAUUUUACAAUCCUUUGAAAAUAAUAAUAUUAACCUGACUUCUCUUUAUAACCUAUCUGUUUUAAAUGUGUCUAUUAAUAAAGUCAACUAUUUUACUCUUCCAAAAAAUAGAGAUAAAUAUUGCUCAGUUGAUAACUACUCCUAUUUUGAUGACUUUAUUUAUAAAAACUACUCUAGGUUUUAUCCGUUUUACAUUUGUACAUGCGAUAGGUACUCUUUCAUAAAUAUAAACAAGUACUACCAGUCUGACCAGAGCUUCAAACUCAUACAGAGGAAGUCCCUCAAAAUUAAUCUGUACCCCCUCAGUGUGCUCAACAUAAUCGCCAUAUCCAAAAGCUUCUUUUACAUAUUUACAAAGAAUGAUAAGAAGCUAAACAUAACAUCAUUAAAAGUAAAAUAUGGCUACUCCAAAAAAAAAUUCUUUAAAUGUAAAAGGAAGGUCAGGAAGCUUAGCAACCUAUGUGUUCUCAAGUGCUCAAAUUUGGAAUCCUAUUUUCCUAACGCAAAUAAUUUCAAUCUUAAGAUUCACAUUUUAUAUAAUUCCAUCAUUGCCAACUGUGAACCACACAUGUGUUUAAUUCUUCAAGGGUUUUAA
Plasmodium malariae is the source of this 5019-nucleotide messenger RNA. Its product is annotated as conserved Plasmodium protein, unknown function. Lineage: Eukaryota; Apicomplexa; Aconoidasida; Haemosporida; Plasmodiidae. The transcript is spliced from 5 exons. The record is from RefSeq and is a predicted model, not a curated record. Bases 1 to 5019 code for a protein of 1672 amino acids. Gene Ontology annotation, molecular function: protein binding.